AUGGAUAGCAAAGAAUGUUCUGAUAAUAUGGUGUUAACACAUGAAGAUAAUGAUAUAGAGAAUGUUAGAUCUAGUAUCUUAGCUGAUAGCACAGAUAGUUUAGAUGGGAGUGAAGUUUUAUCACAGUGUUCUAUAACAUUACAAAUGGAACAUCAAUUUUUAACUGAAAAUUUACAAUCAAAGACAACAAAGACGAAUGGUAGUCCUGUCAAACCUUUCUACAAAGUAACAAAAUUUGAUGGUGUGAAAUUCUGGAUUUGUCGUCACAAAAACUGUUCACGAGUGAAAUAUAAAAAGGAUGGUACUACCUCAAAUCUAUGGCGUUACUUAAGAAACAAACACCAUAUUUUAAGGGCUCUUGUAGAAAGUAAUCGAGUAAAAAUUGAGUUGAACAAUGGUGUUGAUUGUGAAUUUUAUGUAAUACCAGAAUCUACACAGACAACUCUAGUACAAAAAUUCAAUAAAGUGGGAAAAUAUUCACUUAAUAAUCCAAUACAAAAGAGACUCGAUAGUAAUGUGGCUGCACUUAUUGUUGAGGAUCUUCAUUCAUUUUCAAUCCUUCAAUCACAUGCAUUUAGAAGAGUAAUUGAAGGGCUUGAUUCUCGAGUUAAUAUAUUAAGCAAUGAUCGUUUAAAAGAAAUGCUUAUUAAUGCUGAAGAUAGAAUUUUACAGAAUAUGCGAGAGUAUACAUAUAAUGACAAUGAGAUAUGUUAUGUUUCAUUCACUACGGAUAUGCUUAGAAAUAAAACUAUAUGUGGUACAAUCGAUAAUGGAUCGAAUAUUAAAUCAUGUCUAGGAAAGCUUGAGCAAAAAUAUAGUAUAAUGAAAGUUUUUUGCUUUGGCCAUACCUUGCAACUAGCUAUUAAUGAUGCGUUGAAAGGAUGCCCUGAAAUUACAAACUUAAUAAAAAAAUGUAAGGAUCUUGUAUCCCAUUUCAGUGGCAGUCUGAAACAAAAACAGUUUCUUUUAGAAGCACAAAUACAAAUGGAUGAGUGGGAUAAGCUUCUUUUUGUAAUUCAAGAUGUUUCAACAUGUUGGAACUUUACGUUUUAUCUUUUAAAACGCUUAACUGUUCUUAAAGUAGUGAUAUAUAAAUAUAAAUCUUUAUUAGUCGAGGCUAAUGAAAGUUAUACAUUAAAACAUUAUGAGAAAAAAGAAUUGUUAUCUAGCGAUUGGGAAAAAGUAACUGAGCUAGUUGAGUUAUUACACCCAUAUGAAGUUGCUUCAAAACAUUUAUCUGGUUCAAAAUAUCCUACACUUUCGCAAGCAUGGUUUGCAGAUAUGCUGAUAUUUUCAGAAUAUGAAAAAAGUCAUACAAUUUCAGAAGCUCGUGCUGAAUAUUAUGAAUUAGCUCCUAAUUAUGAUAGUUGGUCAGAUAUAAAGAAUCAAAUGGAUUUAAGUCUUACAGUUACAGAAAAACGAACAAAUCUUGAUCCUCAAUAUGUUAAAACAAUUCUAUUUCUUAAGGCAGCACUAAAAAUUUGGCCAGUUUCUCAUGUUUUUAGUAUGGGAUAA
Messenger RNA from Racocetra fulgida, 1515 nucleotides. Lineage: Eukaryota; Fungi; Glomeromycota; Glomeromycetes; Diversisporales; Gigasporaceae. The record is from the annotation of a GenBank genome assembly.